GCAACGGUGAAGGAAUUUUUGAGAGCCAAACUUCGUCAUUGUUUAUCUUUGUUACCCGUCAUGUGUGCCGUGAACGGCAAACGUGGACUCUUGGCAAAAAGGGUUAAUGUCUUUCUGGAUAGAUUGUUCUGAAGUUUUGAGGCUGUGUCAAAGUGGGGUUGGGGAGUGGGGUUGUGGAGUAUGGUUAUAAAAUGAGCAGCAAGAGCAAUUCAGCGCCGGAAAAUACCGCAAGAGCUCUCCCUAGCGCAUGUCUCUAAGGCUUCAUCAAUUUUCCAAUUAAACAAACACGCACAAACAUGAACCGCCUCUUCACUGCCUUCACUUUCUUGGCUUUAGUGGCCCUAACUUACAGUGCCCCGGCCUCCGACCGACAGUCUCACCUGGUUGCACGCCAGUCCAACAGCAACACGAAAUGCGAAGCCGAUCCGUACCCAAAUUUGAACGGCACGUUCCGUCUUCAGAACUGCACAGUCGAAUACGAUAGGCAGCUGGCUAAUUGCGACAACGCGACCAGUACCAAAGACUGCAAAGACGCUGCCAAGAGCCGUCGUACCCAGUGCGAGGCGAUCUGCUCAACAACUAGUCGCGCGGUGGAAAGAUGCGUAAAGUCUUGCAACAGGAAUUGGAAAACAUUUGAUGACAAGAUUUGCAAGCCGAUUACAAACGGAACGGAUCAGGAAUCAUGCAAUGAUAUAGCUCUCUCGCAGGUUUCCGCUUGUCAGGAUAUUUGUUUGGAAUAUCAUAAGGGAUUGUAGAAGCCGAGAGGCGGAUCAUUUUGUUUAGAUAUUUGUACAGACCGGUUGGCCGGCAAAAUUGGUUUGCGCGGACAUUGGCAAACUCGAAAAGAUUUGUAACAGUUGUGUCCAUAGUUAAUAAAGAAAGCUUGUAAAUGUGA
Messenger RNA from Spizellomyces punctatus DAOM BR117, 895 nucleotides. RefSeq lists its product as uncharacterized. Lineage: Eukaryota; Fungi; Chytridiomycota; Chytridiomycetes; Spizellomycetales; Spizellomycetaceae. The coding region runs from base 297 to 755 and encodes 152 amino acids. The transcript has a single exon. The record is from RefSeq and is a predicted model, not a curated record.